Beauveria bassiana ARSEF 2860 is the source of this 3468-nucleotide messenger RNA. Its product is annotated as RasGEF domain-containing protein. NCBI's taxonomy places the organism in Eukaryota, Fungi, Ascomycota, Sordariomycetes, Hypocreales, Cordycipitaceae. The record is from RefSeq and is a predicted model, not a curated record. The transcript has 4 exons. Bases 1 to 3468 code for a protein of 1155 amino acids. Gene Ontology annotation, cellular component: plasma membrane. Gene Ontology annotation, biological process: positive regulation of GTPase activity; Ras protein signal transduction. Gene Ontology annotation, molecular function: protein binding; guanyl-nucleotide exchange factor activity.
AUGGAUGGUACACUUGGCAGCACGCCAUCUGGUAUCAUGUACGUUCGCGCCCUGUACGACUACGAGGCCGACGACAGAACCAGCUUGAGUUUCCAUGAGGGCGACGUCAUCCAAGUCAUCACACAACUCGAAAGCGGUUGGUGGGACGGCGUAAUCAACGGUGUUCGCGGCUGGUUUCCCAGCAAUUACUGCCAAAUCAUUACUGGCCCUGAAGACCUGGUCGACCAGAACCAGAACGCCCAUCUUGAUCAUGGCGACGAACAACACGAAGAGGCUGACGUCUACGACGAGAGCUUCGAACAGCAGGAAUAUGAAUCUGAAAACGACGCGCCCGGUGCCUUACCGCUUGAGGGAACAGACGUCGGCGACAAGUCUAGAGCCGACUUUUGGAUACCCCAAGCUACCCCCGACGGCCGACUCUUUUAUUACAACAUGAUGACUGGCGAUCGGAGCAUGGAGUUGCCGCUAGAGUCUCCAGGCUCAAUAAACGAAACCGGGCCCAGAGAUCGCAUGAAUGCGUCCAUGCCCGACAAGACGCGCCCCCCUGCUGAGAUGAUGGCCAGGGGCCUCAACCAAGACGAAGACGACGACUCGGCAACUUCAGCUUCAGAAGCAGAGGGUGAUGGCGUCUUUGCAGGUCGCCGACUGACCCGUCAACGUAUCCCGCUUAGCGGAGCCCUUUCACCAUCCACCUCCAUGGACUCCAUCAACGGUGGCUCACCGCAUCGGAUAAGAAGGAAUGACAGUACAGCCAAUGGCUUCUCGAAUGGUUCCAAUCAACCGCCAAAUAUCGCUUCUGCCACCUCCUUUACCAGCACUACCUACAACCUCCCUACUACGACAACAGUUCCACGAUCAUUCUUCGAUGACGGAUCGACGCCACCGCUCAGCUGGACUCUACUAGUUUCUAAUAUGAAGGGUGCCAUUGACCGGUACCGAGACGCCAUUGCCGCGAACAAUCGUCCAGAUUAUGUCGCUCGCGCCGAAGAUAUUUCAGAUCAUCUGCGAUUGCUGCUUGCCGCGGGCUCUGGCACUACCGACAAUCACUCUGGUCAGCCGUCCAUCAUAUCCACCAACAAAGCGCUCUACCCACACUUCCGCGACAUGAUGUCCAAGUUUUCCAAGCUAGUCAUCUCGUCGCACAUUGCCGCGGCAGACUGGCCCAAUGCCGAAUCAGUCCAGAAGUGUAUACAGGAAGCGGACGGUGUUCUUCUGGGUGUGUACAGCUAUGUCGAGGUCGCGCGACAGCAGCGCGGUGAAGAGAUACCAAGACUAUUCCCUGGCUUUGCGCUUGGUAGCACUGCGGGUGGCAGUUGGCAAAAUAACGGCCUUGGGCCUCGCGACCCCAUAACUGCAAACUUCCUCGAGGAUGACGAGGGUGCUGUCGAGCCGACAGCCGUCCUGGAUGGCAAAUUUCUUGAGCGUCUGGACGAGAUGAAGCGCAUGCUGACAGCAAGUCUGCGUGACCUCGACAAAACGCUCGCCAAGCCAGAGAAUAUCGUCUCCGCUUAUCGACAUGAGGUCAUUAGCAACAAUAUUUGCUUGGCCGGCGGCAAGGUCAUUGAAUUGUUUCGACCUUGGAUUGCUACCGUUGAGUCUGCCAACCUUUCCUCCCUGACCGAGAACUCCCAGUCCGCCCAGCUCGCAGAGUUGAGCAAAUCCAAGCAGAGCUUGUAUGAUACUAUUGCCGACCUACUGUUAGCCUGUCAGGCCGUUGCUGGCCCUUUGGCUGAUGAGUGGUCAGAGAUCCGGGGAGAAGCCCUGGAGAAUAGACUCGAUAUGGUGCAAACAUGUGGCAGAGUGCUUGAUACCAACACAUCACACGUUGCCCACUUAUUACAGCAGCUGUCGGAGCAGAUGCAAACGAAUACGCGACUGCAACCGCUCAAGAAGCAAGAAUCGCGGUCGCGGGACCUAGUCCCUCCGGCACCGCUGCAGCGUGGUGAGUCGAUGCCGUACGAGCGCCCUCACCAACGAUCUGAGUCGAAAACGGCCCCUGUCCGACCUCCUCUCACCACCACGCAAUCCUUCACCGAGGGCGAACCGCCGCCUGGCACUUUGCGAAAGGGAGACUAUUCCAAAGUCAAAAAGAUUUUCGGCGAAGACCCGUCACCACAGGGUAUGCAGGCAGACGAUACCCCUGCCUUUUUGCGUCUUGAUCACGAAAACGAUGUUUCAUGGGAUACAAAGUCUGCUCAACCCGCUGUCAGGGGCGGCUCUCUGCUGGCGCUUGUCGAACAGCUCACACGUCACGAUAAGCUUGAUUCGUCCUUUAAUAACACCUUUCUCCUCACAUACAAGUCUUUUACGACGGCACGAGAGUUGUUCGAGCUGCUAGUAAAGCGUUUUGCCAUUCAACCUCCUGAAGGGCUUUCGCAAGCGGAUUUUGAGACGUGGCGUGAUAGAAAGCAAAAACUUAUUCGGUUUCGUGUGGUCAACAUACUUAAGAACUGGUUUGAUAGUUUCUGGAUGGAAGAGUACAACGACGAGUCUAAGCAGUUGAUCCGAGACGUGUAUGACUUUGCUAGAGACACGGUCGGCUCUACCGAAACGCCAGGCGCAAAGCCGCUGAUGACCAUGCUCAAUCAAAGACUCAGCGGCACAGACGCAAACCCCAGGCGUAUGAUUCAGACUCUCAAUCAGAGCACGCCGUCACCGAUCAUGCCCAAGAACAUGAAGAAGCUAAAGUUUGGAGACAUUGACGUGACCGAAUUCGCUCGUCAGCUCACUAUCAUCGAGUCGAGACUUUACGGCAAAAUUAAAGCGACUGAGUGUCUGAACAAGACCUGGCAGAAGAAGAUUGGCGAGGGCGAGGCCGAGCCUGCGCCCAACGUCAAGGCACUGAUUCUGCACUCUAAUCAAAUGACCAACUGGGUGGCAGAAAUGAUUUUGGCGCAACAGGACGUCAAGAAGCGAGUCGUGGUGGUGAAGCAUUUUGUCGCAGUCGCCGACAAAUGCCGGACACUGAACAACUUUUCUACGCUGACGUCCAUCAUCUCGGCGCUCGGCACGGCGCCGAUUGCGCGUCUCAAGCGAACAUGGGACCAAGUACCGCAGCGGACGCAUGCGGUGCUGGAAACGAUGCGCAAGCUGAUGGCGAGCACGAAAAACUUUGGCGAGUAUCGCGAGGCUCUACAUGCGGCGAACCCGCCUUGCAUUCCGUUUUUCGGCGUCUACUUGACCGACUUGACCUUUAUCGAGGAUGGCAUCCCGUCGAUCAUCAAGAAGACCAAUUUGAUCAAUUUUGCGAAGCGGGCAAAGACGGCCGAGGUGAUUCGCGACAUUCAGCAGUAUCAGAACGUGGGAUACUCGCUGCAGCCGGUGCCGGAGCUGCAUGACUACAUCCUCAGUAAUAUGCAAGCGGCGGGCGACGUGCACGAAAUGUACGACAAGAGUUUGCAGAUUGAGCCACGCGAGCGCGAGGAAGAAAAAAUCGUGAGAGUGCUGGCUGAGUCUGGAUUCCUGUGA